CACGCUAGGCUGGAUCUACUGCCUAAGGACGUACAAGGUAAAUCUAUUCGACAAGAUAUUCGGUACGGUAGCUCUACAGCUGCAACUGGCAUAACCAGCCCCUCCUCGCGCUGGUGUCGUGAAGUCACGCCGGUCACGCUGAUGCCAAUGGGGAAACUGCCUUGCCUACUGCUGGAUCGAAGUCGGAGUACCUGAAAUUUUCCAGUGCCAACCGUAUGCCAUCUAGGAAUAUACAGCCUGGGUAGCCUAUGCUUCGUUCAAGACCGACGUUUUGAAGAGUAUGUACCAGUCAUGGUUUAAAAUAUGAAGUGCUCUCAUAAAAUAGCUUUAGUGUAGCCUUUUGAAUCGAGGUGUUCGACAAUGACGUCGUAUCUGUUUGUGCUGGUGUUGUAUGGUGGGACACUGUUACAGGUGACAGAUGCUGUCAAUUGUAAGAGGCACUAUAAUGCUUUUGGAAAGAUGGAAGGGCCUAAUGUAUGUGACUUUGGACAGUCCUGCUGUGGCACCUUCCUUUCCUUCCCUGCUCCAGUUGGUGUCCAGUGACAUCAUUAAUUUCAGUGAAGAUGUCCAGGACGCCUGUCCCAAUAAUUAUUCAGUUAUGUGGGCUCCUGAGGUCAUCCCGAUGUUCCUGAUUGUUACUGUCGUUGUCGUCGGCGUCAUUUUCAUCGGUCUCAUUGUCUUCUGCUGUGUGUGCCCCUGCUGCUGCCUCUAUCAGAUGUGCCGGAAGCCCCGCCCGGUGGUGACUUCUAAUACUCAUACAACGGUGGUGGUCAACAACCCAGUCCCGCCCCAGGCACAGCGCCCUGCCCCUGUCCCUGCCCAGCAGUAUCCAGGGUACCAACCCGUGCCUAUGCAGCCCUGGUCUGGAGCUCCUGCUGGGUACGGGGGGCACCCUGUGCCAUCUGCACCCAUGCUGGAGCACCCCUACGGGCCUGGACCCCCACCCCCCUACCAGGAGAGUGCUGUCACAGGAGGUCCUGUAAACCACAACCAGAAAGCUUUCACACCAGGUCAACCAUCUUACUGCUAAAUGCUCACCUUUCUGUCAAGACACUGACAGAAACUAUUCAUCAAUACCUAGGGCUCUUAUUACAAAAAAGUUCCAAGAUGGUUACUCAGUUUUCAGUUACAGAAAGUACUUCAGUUACGGAAUGGAGUGUAUUUUCAAAGAUAAUGGUCAUAUUGGUCAUAUUGUUCAGAAUCACUUCAUGAUUCAGUAAUGGCUGUAUGGAAUUACAGAUAAACUGGACACUGUUUGAAGCAAUUAUGUAAUGUUUUGCUAUACUUUAGCAUUUAACAACCAGCAACGAGGAGGGAAGAGGAACACUUAUGAUGAGCACUAAUUUUAUUAAUGUGAAAAUGAUUGUGGGUUUGGCUAAUGUAUCUAGCUCUCUCCUGAAAUAAUUUUAAAAAAUUUCAUGUGGAAUGUAAUUUCUCAGUAAUGUGUUCAAAAAUGUGUGGGUUGAUCUGUGAAAAAUGUGUAUGUUUUUUAAUCGUUGUAUUGCUUUAUGGUGUUCUGGGCUGUGAAGAUUGUUGCUUAUUAUAUUAUUUGUUUGAAUACCCUUUAUAUUCUGUGACUCUUUAUCCUGUGUUGAAGAAUUUGGUUCCAAAGCAGUAUAUCCUCCAUUUUAAUGAAUUUUCAAAAAUCCUUGUUUUUAUUAUUAUUGUUUUUUGUUUUCCAGGUAAUAUAUGUGGAACUAUUGAGUUGUUUUUACUCAAUCAAAAUAACACAACAGCAAUUUUAUUGAUUGAUUACCUGAAAUAAACAAUUAAAUAACAUGACCUAUAUUAAUAUUCCUAAAAAUGGAGAUGUUGCAUUUGGAACCAAACUCUUAAUUUAAUCACCCUUUAAUUCUAUGCAUCUUUAAGUGCCAAAAGGAAUGUGCUUUUGAACCCAGACUCUUGCAGGGAUGUGGGUUACAUGACGUUUGUGACGUUUGCUGUGAGCACCCUGAGGAAUAAAAAUAUGUGUAUCCAGGUCUCUCUCGCUGUUGCCAAUAAAAUCUGUGAAGAAAAAUAGGCAGUCUUGUAGUUUUAAUUGUCGUGUGAACCCAUAUUAUUUGACCGUUUUGAUUGUGUUUAAAUGUAUAGUUUGUAUGUGAAAUCUGGUAACUACACACCCAUCGGCCACAUAUGUUUUGUUAAAUAGAGCAUUGAAUCUUAUUUCCAUGUUACUUCUUUUACAAUCAUUAACAUCUUUUUGUACAAUCUAUAGUCACAUUUUCAAAAUAUAUAAACAGUAAGAACAACAUUCAUCUGGCGUUGCUUAAAUUUUCUUCACAAAGAUUAACCAAUACCCAAAAGAUUGUGGGUCUUUAUUGUCAUAUACAGAAACGAAAUCCUAGUUUGAAAUCUUAUAUAUAAAUAUAAAGCCCCUACUUCUGCAACAACAGCAGUUCAAAAGCUAUGAUAGACCUUUUAAGCACAGCUGAAUGAGCUGAUCAUUGAAACAUUGAUAGGCCUAUAGCUAUACUCUAAGUUGUGUAAAAUUGGUAGACCAAGCACAACCCUUGACCAGCCACAACGUAUUCAUAUUUCAAUUCUAUACACAGUAAAAAAGAGGGUCUGUUUACUGCAUUUGUAUUUUGUUUACACAUAAGCCAUAUAUGUUUGAAAUUGUGUUGACCAGCAUUUCAUGUUGCCAAUAAAGCUUUUGUUGCAGCAA
Alosa sapidissima (American shad) is the source of this 2665-nucleotide messenger RNA. Its product is annotated as protein shisa-5-like. The record is from RefSeq and is a predicted model, not a curated record. The coding region runs from base 419 to 1030 and encodes 203 amino acids. NCBI's taxonomy places the organism in Eukaryota, Metazoa, Chordata, Actinopteri, Clupeiformes, Clupeidae. The transcript is spliced from 5 exons.